AUGCUCAAUCGAUCUCGGUUGUUUCAGAACACGCGAGAGGGUGAUGGCAAAAUGACCUUUCAUUACAGUGUCGCCAACAUUGUGCGUGCAGACGGAGCACAAUGCCACCCAGACGAGUGUGUUGAAGGAGCACCGCCUCCAUAUAUUCUCAUUUCAGACGCCUCCAGUAGCAGCGCCUUGGAUUCAAUGGACAAAGCAGAGCGAGAUAGAAUCCUGGCAAACCAAAGUGAAGCCAACUCGAUGAUUGAAUUCAAUCCGGCUGUCCUCGAAGGCUGGUUCGACGGCUAUCAAGUAGGAAAGAAGGAUGACAUUGUCAAUCCAUUUGGCUUUCAGAUUCGAACAACACCAACUGGAAGCAUGUUGAAGCGAACGUUUUAUGACUUUAUCCUUCACUUCGCAAAGAAUCUUCCACACGACCAGGGCAAAGGCGGCAUUGGUGUUGUUCUCUUUCUCGACUGGCAUGGAUCAAGAGAGUGUCCACAAUCGUUGAUCACAGCAUUCUUUGAGUACAAUAUUCUCUUAUUCAUUCUUCCGGCAAAGUCAAGCAUUUGGUCUCAACCUUGUGACAAUGGAAAGAAUGAGCUAACAGCAAAGGAUAUUGCAACUGUUGCCCACAAUCUUGGCCUAUUAGCCGGCAAGAGCAUGGACUAUCUUGAUGCGAAUAAAGUCUUUCGUGGUGGCUUGGAAAAGAAUUGCAUUGAACAAAAUGAUGAGCUCCGUCGGAGAGGAACCAAUGCUGUCGUUAGCAGCUUUCGAAAAACUGGACUCUACCCCAUCGACUACGGAAAUGAAGGUUGGUCACAUGCUUGCUUGUGCUUUGGCAAACUGAAUGAACUCCUCAAAGAACAGCGACGAGAAGCCGGUGAAAAGAUUCCAACAAUCAUUUGGGUAGUAAAGGCAAAGGCUAUCGACCAAAGAGAGCCAUUAUCCAAUGAAGAUGAAGACGCGCUAAAAGGAUUCCUGUCUGCUGACAACUUUCUCCUCGGCAAAGAUGGCACAGCAGAAUCGUCUCCAAUUGAGAUUCCUUUGCUGUUUCUAGCAGUUGCAAUCGGCGACAUGAUGCUUGGCAAGUACACGAUGGAAGCAACACGGGAUUUGGACCGUCCUCCUUCACCAGAAGAAGACUAUCCAUACGAAGCUGCUGCAAUGAAGCUAAUUGAGUUCGUUGCUGUAACACCCGACAACCACAUUGACACAACGUGCACGCUGUCCGAAGAAGCAAUCGCACGUGACAAGCUUCGCACGAAGCUUUCGAUAUUGAAAUUUGGCCACUCUAUUGUGCUGAGAAAGCGAGAUGACAGCAGUGGAGCAACUUUGAAUCUAACUAAGCAAUCGAAAGGAAAAUUCAUUGUGCUUGAUGGAGAGCGCCGAGAGAGUCGACAGAUGCAACAAUACACAGUUUCGCAAGUCCUUGAGGCUUGUUAUGAUGCCAGAGACGAUGAGACGUAUACCCUCACAAAACAGGACAAGCGAAAGCAACAAAAGAAAGUCAGGAUGGCACGCAAGCGCUUGAAUGAUUCACUCUAUGACGAAGCCAAGGAAGAGGCCGAUGCGAGACGCCGGAUGCUCAAUGUGCAGCAGAUUAAUGAACUCUUAGCCAACAAGCGUCCGAGGUUUGCUCAAAAAUUGACUGCUCUUUUAGAAGAAGAAGAGAUGGAUAUGGACGAUGUGUACGCCGAAUUCGAAGAGGUUGCUUUGAUGCCAUUCACCGAUACAAUCAGCAUCACAAGAGGCGAUGUGACUAAAGAUAUCACCGUGACAAGAGUUGGUACAGACGUUACUGCUGUAAGUGCAAUGAUGGAAACAACACUCAUGAAAGUGAUGGCACAAAAGCAGGCAAACGAUGGAGGCAACAAAGCAAAGAAGAAGCGACGUCGGAAACCUGGGCAAGUAACCAACCUCGGUCGCUCUGGUGUUGCCAUUGGCAUCUUGAUUCAACGAUCCAACAAGGAGGUUGAGAUGAAAUCACUCGAAAAGGAAGAAAAAGCCGCGGUUGACGCAGUAGACAAGAUGAAAGGACUCCUCAGGAGUGUCGAAGAGCUCCAGUUAGCAUUACCAAGCAGUUUUUGGAAAUGGGAUGUCGUUAAAGGAAGAAAGAGGGCAACUUUGGCAAGGCUAGUUGGUGUUUACUCAACCAAAGCUAAAGCUGAGGAAGAGACGGCACGGUUGAAGUCACUCAAAUUGACCAAGGACGCAGUGAUGGCAAGGAUUACAACGCUUCAGGAAACUAUUAAUGAAAAGGAAGGCUCCAUCGCCCCAAUCAUUGCCAAGAGACGCGAACGUGAGGACUUCCUUAACAGCACUAAGGAUUGGGCAGCAACAGACACAGUGCAACAAGAAGCAGAGGUUGCUGGCAUCAAUGCGGACGACGAUUGUGAAGAGGAUGACGAUGAGAGUGUUGCGGACGAUGGGUAA
Messenger RNA from Seminavis robusta, 2415 nucleotides. The record is from the annotation of a GenBank genome assembly. NCBI's taxonomy places the organism in Eukaryota, Bacillariophyta, Bacillariophyceae, Naviculales, Naviculaceae.